Molecule: messenger RNA, 2292 nt
Organism: Nycticebus coucang (slow loris)
Lineage: Eukaryota; Metazoa; Chordata; Mammalia; Primates; Lorisidae
Product: death-associated protein kinase 1-like
Biological process (GO): positive regulation of canonical NF-kappaB signal transduction; MyD88-dependent toll-like receptor signaling pathway
Molecular function (GO): TIR domain binding
Source: RefSeq, a predicted model, not a curated record
UUUUAACUGGAAACAAGGAGGUGUUCCACGGGGACUGGCAGGGGAUCAGGAUCCCAGAGUCUAGUAGCUGCCAAAUGUGUGGCAGGAUUCAAUUUCUGGCUUCAGGGGUCAUGGGGUACUGUCUUACCCACACUGGUUUAGCUUUAGGCUUGAGCUCGACUAUGAUCGGGGCCCAGUGUUUUGCCAGUCCCACUCCUCCAGUUUUAGCCCAGGCUGACGGUUAGGAGUUCAGCCACCCAGAGAUAUCCGCUUGGCUCAGUGGCAGAGGUUGUUGAUGGAGUUGAUACUCAUCCUCUCAGCGCAAGAACAGGCACAGCAACAUCCCCUACAUGUGGCCUGUAAAGAUGGCAGCACGUCUAUUGUGGUGGCCCUCGGUGACACAAACUGCAAUUUGGACAUCUCAAGUGUGGACGAACGCCUCUGCACCUUGCUGCCAACAACGGGAUCCUGGAAGUGGUCUGGUACCUCUGUCUGAUGGGUGCCAGCGUGGAGGCCCUGACCAUGGAUACACACCGAGGACUCUUCGUCCAGCAGCUCAGGCCCUCACAGAACCUGCAGCCAAGCAUCAAGCUCAAGCUGUUCGGCCACUCAGCCAGGAAGACCACCCUGGUGGAGUCUCUCAAGUGCGGGCUGCUGAGGUGCUGGCCCAGACUGUCCUCCAGUAGUUCCAGCAGAUUCCCGCCCUCGCCUCUGGCCACUAAGUCUACAGUCUCUGUGAGCAUCAACAACCUGUACCCAGGCUGUGACAACGUGAGCGUGUGCAGUGGCAGCAUGAUGUUUGAGCCCGGCCUCACCAAAGGGAUGCUGGAGGUGUUCGCAGUCCCAUCCCAAAACCUGCACUGCUGGGCCAACGACCAGUCCAGCAAGGCCAUGGACACCCAGAACGCCUAUUUGAACAAUUCUCUUAGUUGGGAAGCACAUUGCCUGCUACCCUGGGUGACUGGGUAUCUCCUCGCUCCACCUGGGCAGCCGGAACUUCCUUGCUAUUCCUGGAAGCCCCCAGGAUGGCUGCUUUCCAAGCUCCUGGACCCCCGCUGGCUCUGCACCAACGUGCUGGGGAAGCUGCUGUCCGUGGAGACCUCGCGGGCCCUGCACCAUUACCGGGGCCGCUACACCGUGGAGGACAUCCAGCGCCUGGUGCCCGACAGCGACGUGGAGGAGCUGCUGCAGAUCCUGGACGCCAUGGACAUCUGCGCCCGGGACCUGAGCAGCGGGACCAUGGUGGACGUGCCCGCGCUGAUCAAGACAGACAACCUGCACCGCUCCUGGGCCGACGAGGAGGACGAGAUGAUGGUGUACGGCGGCGUGCGCAUCGUGCCGGUGGAGCACCUCGCCCCCUUUCCGUGCGGCAUCUUUCACAAGGUGCAGGUGAACCUGUGCCGGUGGAUCCACCAGCACAGCGCAGAGGGGGACGCUGACAUCCGCCUGUGGGUGAACGGCUGCAAGGUCGCCAAACGCUGGGCCGAGCUGCUGGUGUUCCUGGUCAACCACAGCCAGGGCGUAGAGGUGAGGGUGCGCGGGCUGGAGACGGAAAAGGUCAAGUGCUGCCUGCUGCUGGACUCCGUGUGCAGCACCAUGGAGACGGUCAUGGCCACCACGCUGCAGGGACUGCUGACUGUGAAGCAUUACCUGAGCCCGCAGCAGCUGCGGGAGCACCAAGAGCCUGUCAUGUUCUACCAGCUGAUCUACCAACCGUGGGACUUCUUCUGGGCGCAGACCCUCAAGGAGACCUCCCUGACCAACACCAUGGGUAGGUACAAGGAAAGCUUCAGCAGUGUCACGUUCGGCUGUCACAACAUCUACUCGCAGGCCAGCCUCCGCAUGGACAUCCACGCUUCCGACCUGAACCUCCUGACGCCGAGGAAACUGAGUCGCCUGCUGGACCCGCCCGACCCCAUGGGGAAGGACUGGUGCCUGCUCGCCAUGAACUUGGGCCUCCCGGACCUCGUGGCAAAGUACAACAGCGGUGGGGCUGCCAAGGACUUCCUCCCCAGCCCGGUGCACGCCCUGCUGCGGGAAUGGACCUCCUACCCUGACAGCACGGUGGGCGUCCUCAUGUCCAAACUGAGAGAGCUGGGCCGCCGGGAUACAGCGGACUUUCUGCUGAAGGCGUCGUCUGUGUUCAAAAUCAACCUGGGGCAACAGCCAGAGGCCUACGCCUCCAGCUGCAACAGUGGCACCUCCUACAAUUCCAUUAGCUUGGUGGUGUCCUGGUGAGGGGAGCUGUGACCCCAGAGCAAAGCAGAUGCGGCCCAUCCUUGCACCCGAGAUGCCCAGGGAGUUCCUUCCCUC